This is a messenger RNA of Xylaria bambusicola, 2767 nucleotides long. RefSeq lists its product as uncharacterized. The transcript is spliced from 3 exons. The record is from RefSeq and is a predicted model, not a curated record. The coding region runs from base 480 to 2606 and encodes 708 amino acids. NCBI's taxonomy places the organism in Eukaryota, Fungi, Ascomycota, Sordariomycetes, Xylariales, Xylariaceae.
AUUAGUUCCUGCAGAAGCUGACGUAGCUAUUUCUUUAUCUCGUCCAGUAGAUACAGCUCUUUAGCUGCUCGGCUGCUCAACCUCGAGUCCUAUGUCGUAAUCCCUCUAGGUAGACAUCUAGAGGUAUCAAGGUAUCGAGGAAGCGUCGCUAAGCGCCUUGGCAUCGCAAGGCAGGCUGAUAAGCGUUUGCUUGGAGUCUGAAGGCGACCUCAACCCAGAGGCGGGAAAAAGUUCUAGGUAUCGUGUGUUAGCAUACAUGCCAAUUGUCAAAUAAUUACACGAAUUGUGACAAUUCAUCCUGUGAAUUGAGACGGCGCAAUAACUCAGAGUUGUUACUUGAUCUAGUUAGAUAGCGCUGUGACAUCAAUCUGCCAGCCUUUGCUUCAUGAUACCGCGGCAGAAGGGUUUCAAAUCACGGCAGAUCUGCUUGGCGAUAGUUUCAAACACGCCACUGGGGGUCGUUUCAACCACGGCAAACCAUGCCCUACUCUGAUAAUAUGUAUUCGUCUCUGAGCGAUGACUCGGAUGGCGAGGACUACAUAAUUCAAUUUUCACCUGCUAAUGGUCAAUUCCCGCCCGCUUCGUCCAACGAAACGCCGCGCGUACCUAACGUCUUCAUUCCGGACCCGACACUAUUGCAAAGAACAGAAAGGCCUAAAGCGCAGAAAGCGGACGAGGAAAGCUUCUUAAACUCCCAGGCGGAUCCCUCGGAGCCCUCCUUCGAACAAUCUAGCCAACGGGAGCAGGCAGCAACAGCCACCUCCCAAUUGCUACCACAUCAUCAUCGCGAGGUUACGCCAUCGCAGUCGUCAGCUUCACACGCCCCUUGGCAAGCUUCUUCCAGCCGGCAUCGGUCUUCUUCAUUAUAUUCGGAGGCACCGCCAGCUUAUACCCCGUCGCCUGUGUCCCCAAUCUCACCAAUCCCCCACGGAAGCACCCACCAGCAGAACAGACCAAGUAACUAUAACACUUUUGGUACUAGUCGCAUGAUGGGUACCUCAGGGGUGGAAAGCGAGAGUCUCCUCGGGCAGCAGCCUGAAAGCAUGAGCGCACCAGUAGAUGAAGAGAAUGGAACCCCGGCAUGGGCCAGACGCGUCCGCAGACGUAUGCCUGCUUGGCUUAAAUGGAAGAAUGGGCUGCUAGCCCUAGCUAUCCUGAUAGCUUCGAUAGUGCUACUAGGCGGCAUAUCAUUUGCUUCAUCCCGUCCUACCCAGGGAAAUGGUUCAACCCCACAGCCUGCUGAACCUGUGGAAAAGGAGCCGGAAGCUCAAGAACCUGAUGACUCAGGAUCACCAGAAUUACCGAUUGAGGAAAACUUCUGCCAAGGGGAACAACACCACUAUGACGAUCAGGUCUUAGAUCUAGACUUCGUCAAGUCUCAAAACCUCACGUUUAUAGAGACUAAGUAUCGACAUCAUGGAUCUAACAGUGUCCGUGUUGGCGGUUAUGUCAAUGUACGAAAACUGAGUAAUGGCAAUGGCAGCCCGCGUAUGGAGCUUCAGAUGGUGACGAACGAGCCGGAUCUACGUCUCUUCACUACCCUCGAUGCCACAGUGCAAGAAGUCAAGGUUACCAUCCCCGAAGCAUAUGAGAGUUCUGUACAUGGGCAACGCCCUUGCGUUGAAGUGAAAGGCACUGUCUGGGUUCCCGAGGCUGCAGAGAUUGGUGUUCUCUCACUCAGCACCGUUCACCUACCCAUCGCCCUCUUCGACGACUUGUCUCUCCAUGUCGCAGAUUACGCAGAGUUAUCCUCAGUCGUGGGUGACAUAAAAGCAGCGGCAAGUGAACUUGCCGCGGGUGAGGAGGGCGCUGUAGCCUCAAAUCCCGACUACACUUUCAUCCCGGCAAAAGGCUCAUGGGCAUUCGACUCCCGAAUUAUCGAGGUCCACACAACUUCGGGUAGCAUCGAUGGUAACUGGCCAUUAUAUGAUAUGUUAGGCCUACACACCACCUCUGGCAGCAUUCAAGUUAGCAUUACGCCGGGAGAAGAGCUUGAGGACCACCCCAAGCCCGCCGUCUUAUCACUCACCACGAUAUCAGGCACCAUCUCCGCCGCGGAACCCAUCCAUGAACCCAACCUCAUUCCACAACGCGAUUACCUAGUGGACGUGAGCACCACAUCCGGCGGCGUGCACGGCGCACUAGCCUUCAGCGCAGGGAUCACAGUGCACAGCACGGCGAGCAACCUGGCCCUCGAUCUGCUCCCGGUCAUCAACAUGGACAAGAUAAACGCGCGGAACCCCGCGCAACUCGAGACGAUAACAACGAGCGGCGCGAUCGCGGUCCGCGUCCUCGAGCCGAAGUUCUACGACGGCAACGGCAAGGCGCUGACGGCGCAGGUGCUGGAUUGCCUGGACGCCACGCAUAAAUCCACGAGCGGCAACGUCGGGCUCCGGUAUCCGCAGUCGUGGGAGGGCAGUCUCGACGCCAAGACCACGAGCGGCCGGAUCGUGGCCAGAGGGAAAGACCUCAAGAUUAUCAAGUCUUCGCGCGGGUGGCCUGGAAGCAUGGUGGAGGCGCGGAAAGGGGCCGAAGGAGAGAAGUCAACGAUCGAGGCGCGCGCUCAUCUGGGUAGUUUAGACAUUCUCAUUGGGGAGCAGACGUGAAUGUCACGUAGCUGGGAUAGCUAUGAAUGCGAAAAGGAAAAAACUGUGUAUAGGAAUGAUGAUAUGAGGACGGUUGGCGGAGUUGCGAUAUAAUCACGUGGUGGGCGGCAUAUUACGUAUCAUGGAAAUAACGGUACUUACCCUCAGCUUUUUGGUCUUUG